AAAACAAACCGUCCGUUUUACCUGCGACCCAUUUUGCAUAACAGCAAAGCUUCAGCUACCCAUUCUCUCCUCCAGAUAGUAUUUUUCUAUAAACUGUAAUGUUAACUUUCCUCUUUCUGCUGAUUGUUCCUCCCCUACAUUGAGCACUGAUGUGACAAGCAGCAGCCAAGGAGAGGUAGAUAACAAAGACACCUUUGUCUAAAGAACUGCGGUACUUCAGAGGUGGAUUACAAUGGUGAGGGAGACAAAUGAAAUAAAAGCAAGAUAUUUUCAAGACUCUAAUGGACAGAUAGGAAAAAUGCAAAACAACGCAAGAUGGGGGCAGCCUAUAUAUGGCCUGCAAUAUUUUAAAAUAUAUUUAUUUGUAUCUUUUUUGCAUCAGGAAAAAACAAAUUUUGUAUAAUAGUUCUGAUUAUUAAAGUUGGAAGUUCUACCUAUUUUUGAAUGAGGUUUUUUGUUUUUUUUUUUUUUUUUGAGAGUAAGAAUGUUCUGGUGUUAAACUUGACAAAAAAAGACCAUUGAAAUGCUGAUAAUUUUAGUAAUCUUUUAAAAAGUGUUGAUGGGGCAAAAAUUACAAAUCAUGUCAUACAAAAAUCAACCUAUAAAUCUGUUUAAGAUUGCUAACUUGAGUUUCAUUUAAUUUAGUUUGUAAUAACUAUUAAUGACCUCUGUUUACAAUAAAGAUUCUGUCAAUUGCUGUUAAUUUUUUAAUGGUUAAAACAUUAGCAGGUUUCUACCUAAUCGAUACAAAUAUGAUGAAUUUAAACAUAGUUUGAGAAUGGGACAUCAUGAGUAUUUCUGUAACCUCUCUGGAAUCCCGGAACUCAAAGUUAAAAGUUGUACAGUCUCAGUUUGGAUAGUCCCACCCUCUGUGCGUUGCAGAAGGCCUCUCUCCGGUGGCUCCUCCCUCAGUAUCCCAGGGGAAUGUGCACGCUGUCACUGUGGCAAGAGGCCAGAGCCUGGUAAUGAAAGUGGGUGAAGGCUCCCACAGGGCAGGCUCCAUGGGCAGGUGGGUGGAGCCUCACAGGCUGUCUAAAAUUCCCACCUGGCUUGAUCCCAGAUAGAGACUCAUUUGAAAACUACCUAAGGAUCAUAAGUACUCAGGACCAGCAAGGAAGCAGAAACAUCUUUAAUCUUGAUAGGAUUCCCUCACUCCAAAGCUGACUGCGGUGGAUGAUUCUGGAAAAGCAGACACAGAGGCACUAUGAAAAACCUAUGUUUCAGAGUCAUUGCCAUAGCUAUAAGUCUUUAUUUUCCUGGAACAAUGACAAACCCAACAAGAAAAAGCAGUAUUUUAUUCAAUUCUGAGUGCCAAUGGAAUGGAUAUCUUCUGACAAAUUGUUCUUUUACUGGAAAGCCUGAUACAUCUGUGGACAUAUCACAAACAGCAGCCACAGUGGAUGUAAAUUACAAUUUCUUUAGGGUGCUCUUACAGUUUCCCACGAAAAAUGAAUGGAAUAUAAAACAUCUGGACCUCAGUAACAAUCUCAUAUCGAAAAUAACCAUAAACCCUCGUGCACAUUUACAUGCUUUGGAAAUAUUAACCCUCAACAAUAAUGCCAUUCACGCCAUCUUGUUGGCUCUACCUAGUCCUAAGUCCUCGUCAAUGAAACGCCAGAGAAGCAACUUGAGAAAUGGGCUUCUAUUUCUGAAAUUGCUAAUUCUUCAAAGAAAUAAACUCAGUGACAUUCCCGAGGGACUAUGGAAACUGAAGUCAUUGCAGAGUUUGGAUCUGUCAUUCAAUAAGAUAUCACAAAUUGGUGUGUCUGAUUUUCACAACUGCCUGCAACUGGAGAACCUCUAUUUAAAGAGCAAUGAGAUAUUCAGAAUUCAUCCAAGAGCCUUCAAGGACCUCAAAAAAUUACAGGUUGUAGAUCUCAGCAACAAUGCUCUGACCACCGUCCUGCCUAUGAUGCUCAUUGCUCUAGAACUUCCCCAUCUGGAGGCCGACCUGGCAGACAACCAAUGGCAGUGUGACAAUAGUGUGACAGUCUUCCAACAUUUCAUUUCUGAAUCUUGGAGGAAAAACUGGAAUGUAAUUUGCAACAGGUCUAUAGAGAAUGAGGAGGUGCACCGGUGGGCUCCCAGAAGCAGAGCUUCCAGGGAAACCCACAUUCCUCACACUAGUCCAAGUCAUGUGAAAAGUCUCACAAGGAGCAAAGCCGAGAGGAACCGGGAAGGAAUGUACAUGCGCUUUUCCACUCUGGGGGAAAAGGCCCAUGCCAGCUCUGAUACCAGUGAACAGCAGGGACAGCCGUCACAAUGGGCAAGGAACCCCCAGGAUGAGCAAGCUGCUGGCAGAAAGGAAGCCACUUCCCAGGACCUGGCCCUGGCCGUCUGCCUGGCGGUGUUCAUCACGUUCUUCGUGGCCUUCUGCCUGGGGGCUUUGACAAGGCCUUAUGUUGACAGACUGUGGCAACAGAGAUGCCAGGACAGAAGCCCCGGUUCAGACAGUGCAUAUUCCAAUGAGGGCUUCUACAAUGAAGAGAACAUACAGCAUCCAAGGGUGGAUCUGCGCCAAACUCGCCAUGAUCUAAACCUCUAUGAGAAUCAAGACUCUUUCUUGGGGACGGAGGUCAGCCCACAUGCUGCUGUCAUUUAUGAUAGAACUCUAGAAAUGAGCAGAAAGGAGCCUGGCAGCUGGCAGAGCGAAGAACAAUGCAGGGGCCACACGCGGGUAGGAAGUAGAGAGAAUAACAAGGUUCCAAAUGACAGUGCAGCACGGUCUGUUCUUCAAGGAAUGCAAAAUGCUGGGAAUAAUGCACAGGUUUCGGCAGGACAGGACCACACCUACAGGAAUGAUAUUCUUGGAAUAAAUUAUGAAACUGUGGCCCAGGACGAUUUUCUCAGUGAGCAUUCAGUGGGCAUCCCUGUGCUGGCUGGCAGAUCACAAAUGGGCUCUGGCUCAAUCCAUAAGAAUUCAAAUGAAUUAGACCCACCGCUCUCAAGAGAAAUGACAGCUGUGCUCUCUAAAAUGCAAACACAUACAAGAGCUCAGAGGACUGGAGAGAGCGAGGAAAGAGAGGGCACUGAACAGUUCCCUUUGGAGCUGUCUAAGGAAAUGCAGGUGAGCACUUGCAUUAGUUUGCUGAGCGCACAGCAGCAAAAGCUCAAGGCAGCCCGUGCUGAGGAAGAGCCGUCCACCUGCUACAGUUCGGCCACACUCAGUGACCCAGGAGAUACGGACUCGUCCCCACCAGUCAUUCCUCCCGAAUACAGUGGCCUACACGUCCCUCCUGCUAACCAGGAACCAGUGCAAAAACAUGCUCCUUCUGACACACAGUACGAGCUGGACACCAACUAUGAUUCUGAUGAAGGGUCUUUAUUUACUCUAAGUUCAGUAAGUUCAGAGGACGCAAGAAACAUGACUGAAGGAUGGGCAGAUGGUGAGGAGAGCUGUGAGCCCCCGAAGGAGGAGGACUUGAGAAUGAGGAAGGCCAAUGUUACAUCAUUCGAGAGUCUUGAGGACAAUAUCGCCUUCCAGAAGUUUCAGGAGAAAUGUGAGAAUCAGGAGGCUUGUUUUGAAAAACCUCUCUUUUCUGGUCCAGACUCUGGUUUGCGUGAGAGUCAUCUGGAAAGUGCCUCUGACACCACUCAAUCUGAGGGUCCGUUGACCUUGCCCGGAUCUCUGGGUGAUAGUCCUUCCAGCGAUAAGGCCCCUGGCACGUUCAUUUAUGAUCAUGUUGCAGCUCUUCAGUCCGAGGCAGCAGAGUGGCACUGCUCACUUAGAGACUUGGAAUUUUUCAAUGUGGAUAUUUUACCACAAACACCACCAUGUUCUGCUGAAGUUUCCUCAGACCCUGAUAAGAAUGACUAUCGUGAAAGUGACUCAGACAUUUGUACCUACGAACCUUUCCUUCAGGGAUCAGACACAACCCAAAACAGUAUUCCUUUCCAGAUCACUACAGGGGGAAACUUAAGACCCUCACAACAAGAUUCUGAAGGGUGCAACAUGAAUUCCAGCCCAGUGGACACUGACACAAAUGAGGGGUUCAUACGUCCUGUUGCGGACUGUGGUUCCAGAGAAGACCGUAUAAGCCAAACACAACAGCUACAAUUCUGUGGUGAUGAACCAGCUCAUCAGUGUGAAAGAGGAGAAGGGGAAUAUUUUGAAGAGGGUCCCAAGAGCCAGGUACCACUAUUACAAGAGCCUCCAAAUAAAACUAGUUCACUAAGAACACAGGAGCCCUUCAGUGACAGAGACUGGGGUAGAUAUUCAGAGGAGAAACUGUCACAACUGGAAAAAGAUGAUUCUAACUUUUAUACUCAAAUGCAGACCGAGAGCAACCUGAUGGGAGCUGGUUCUCUAGGUGAGGACUGGCUCUACUAUGACAAAGACAAGGACAUUCAAAAUCAAAGGGAAUUCAAGUAACAUCUUUUAACACAGAUUGAAGCACUCAGGUGGGACUGCUGAACAGAUUUUAACAGAUUCUGCACCGAGAACAGCACAGCUUUUGGGAGGCUGAUCACGAAGCUACAAAAUUGGAGGGAUUCAGAGCAAUUCUAAAUAUUUUUUAAUAAGUUAUAUUAAAAGAGGGAUCAUUUUGUAGAACAAAGUGUAAAUUAAAAAUUUAUUUCAAGGAGA
Messenger RNA from Pteropus alecto (black flying fox), 4585 nucleotides. RefSeq names its product leucine rich repeat containing 66 (gene LRRC66). Gene Ontology annotation, cellular component: plasma membrane. Gene Ontology annotation, molecular function: protein binding. The transcript is spliced from 6 exons. The record is from RefSeq and is a predicted model, not a curated record. Bases 1205 to 4372 code for a protein of 1055 amino acids. NCBI's taxonomy places the organism in Eukaryota, Metazoa, Chordata, Mammalia, Chiroptera, Pteropodidae.